AUGAGAGCGGACGGGGACGACGACGGCAAGACCUCGGCGUUCCGGUGCCAGGACGCGGCGCGGUACACGGUGGCGGCCGUGGUGACCGUGCUCAUCGUCGCCGUCGUCGUCACCUCCCUGAAGGUGGUGCUCCGUCCGGAGUCCCUGCGCCUCUCCGUCGUCGACGGCGUGGUGUACUCCACUCCGCUGCCGGCGAGCGAGGCGGUGACCCUGCAGCUCAACCUCCGGGCCGAGAACCCCAGCGGCCGCGCCCGGAUGUACUUCCUCAACGUCACCGCGUACCUCUUCGACGGCGCGACGCCGGCGUCGACGCCGACGCCCGACGAGGACUGCAUCAUCUUCUUCAACCCGACCGACGAGGCCGUGCGGCAGCCGGCAGGAGAUGGCGGUGGACUUGAUGACGAGCGUGGAGGCGACGAACGACCCUGGCGUCAUGAACCAGACCUACUUCGAGCUGCUGUCACCUACUACUGCCGGCCGCUCCUCGUCGGCGGGAGCAAAGGUGGCAAGGUCUCCAUGGGCAGGAAGGACGUGCUCUGCACGGAUAACCUGGGCAGUCAAUGA
Messenger RNA from Miscanthus lutarioriparius, 564 nucleotides. The record is from the annotation of a GenBank genome assembly. NCBI's taxonomy places the organism in Eukaryota, Viridiplantae, Streptophyta, Magnoliopsida, Poales, Poaceae.